This is a messenger RNA of Theileria annulata, 3213 nucleotides long. RefSeq lists its product as uncharacterized. The transcript is spliced from 12 exons. The record is from RefSeq and is a predicted model, not a curated record. Bases 1 to 3213 code for a protein of 1070 amino acids. Lineage: Eukaryota; Apicomplexa; Aconoidasida; Piroplasmida; Theileriidae.
AUGUGUAAGUUCACUUACUACAUAUUAUACAUCGGACUUUUCUGUACACAUUUAGUCUUUUGUAACUCAUUUUUUCUCAAAAACAACCCAAAUCCUUUUGAUAACAUAAACAAAAACAUUCCAAAUUCUCAAAUUCAGCAAAUAGUUCCAGAAAAUGCCACAACAAACAACAACAACCCAAAUUACACGUAUAAUUUAAACACAUCUAACAAUAAUAAUGACAAUUUGGCGAGAAAUCAAUAUAAUAAUAAUUUUAAUACUAAUGAAAUCGCAAAUAAUAUAACACAGAACGGUGUUACUGUUAAUUCAUACGUGAAUAACGAUAAGGAUAAUAACAACCCUUCUGACGUUUCAACCGACGAAAAUGAAGUAAAUAACCAGGAAGAGAAUGAUAACGACUUGAUGUACUAUUUAACUCAGUAUCGGAACAGAGCUCGAAGAACGGUUGAUGGUCAUUUAUGUGCAGCAGCUUUCGUUCAAAGAGACCAGAUUUAUACCGACUGUACAGUUGAAGUUGCUCCCGACGGAACAGAAGGAAAAGAAUGGUGUUACCUUGAAUCACAACUUAUUGGUAAAUUGGAGAAGGAUUGGGGGUUUUGCGAAACUCCAUUAAAUUACGAAGAAAUAAGAAAUGCAACGCUUAAUCACAUAUCACAGAAAGUUUCUCAAGUUGAUGAAAUGCUCAGAUCACUGAAUACAUAUAGAAAACUUAUUAAAGAAUCUGAAAGGAGACUAUCAAAAGUUUGUGGAAUGGGCCAUAAGCUAAUAAGCGAUUCUCUGUUAAAAAUAGAAACAAUGUUUGAAGAUUCAGAAAAGAAAAUAGAAGAAGUUACAAAAAUAAAAAACGAAAUUGACAAGAUCAAGAACGAAAUUAAAAAGAUACAGUGUGUACACAACGAAGUGAGAAAAUCCCACUCAACUCAGUAUUACCCGGACAAGUAUUUUAACACUAUUUUAAAAUUAUUUAGUGAUAUAUACAAUGUUUCUGACGGCUUAAUUGGUACAUAUUACUCCAACAACACCUUUGAAUUCCCAGCAGUUUCUACUAGAAUAGACCCUCAAAUUAAUUUUUUGUUCGUAAACAAAAUGCCAAUUAUUGGUCUAAGUCCUUACAAAUUUUCAAUUCGGUGGGAAGGAUACUUGAAAGUACCUCACUCAGGAAAUUAUUUGUUUGAACUUGGUAUAUUAUCAUAUUUAUAUUUAAGAUUAGAUACUGAUUCAUACGGAAGAGUUGAACUGAACGGCUCUGAGAUAAUAAAUCUUGGUAUACGAGUUGAUGGAGAUGAUGAAAUCGGAUAUAAAUUCUUCAUUGAUCCUGUUAUACAGAGAAAUGGCCUUAAAACCUCUCAAAGUCAGCAGCUGAUCGGAGGGAAGUUUUAUCAAAUAAAGGUAGAAAUGUCGCACUCUCAGCAGUACAAAUACUCUGAUGGCUCAGAAUCAUAUUUCAAUUUACCUGCUUCAAGUUUUGAAAUUGUUACAUCACUAAAUGGAGAAAGCGCCUUCAGAAACAACAACAGAUUCUUUAUCGCAAAUUUGACAAAUGGACUAAUUAAAGCUCAGUUGAUAAGAUGUGAUGAAAAACAUAACAUAGGGUCAUUCAACAUGAGCGUUAAUCAGGACUCAAACCUCUAUGUUGCAUACAAAAAGGGAUUUCCGUUCCCAUUAAACCCGAAGGAAGAACUUCAGUGGAUACAGGAAGAAUGUGUGGAAACUUUAGAUGUUUACGGUUCCGGAGAAAACUCAUCAUCAACAGGAGACAUUAUGGGAACUUUGAAUCGAAUUUUCAAGUUCAAUCAUGAAAGUACACUGGUGGAAGUUGAGGUGAAACAAAUAGCCCUUGUCAGAGGUGUAAUUUAUAAGUUUGUCACCACAAGCCCUGAUGUCAGUUUCAUUAUGUUUCUCUCAGACAACAUUAACUCUAAACAAAACCAGUGCAUUGGGGCGGAAACACUUCUUAGUUUACCGGGCGGUAAUUUUUUCAUGUCAUGUUCUGAGAGCUCAUCACAUUCUGGAGACUACGACUGUAACGCAUCCCUAAGUGGCAAGUACCUCGAUCAAAGGAAAUCAGUCUGGAGAACUAGCGGCGGGACUGGAGAGAACAUCACUGUUGUUUUUAGAGAGCCAGUUUUGGUAACUGAGUUCAAAUUCAGACCUAGAGACUCAUCAUACACCUGGCCUUCAAAGAUAACCUUAUCAUUUCAUGAGGGAGGUGGUGAAACGUUCAGUGUAUUCCACUCCAAUGACCUGGAGCAUCACUCAUACAGGCUUUCAGUUCCUAAAAUCACGACAUCUGUCAAACUCACAAUAGACGAAAUGUAUGUAAGCGGUUCAGAGACCGGCGGAUCAUUUGGUAUAAUAGGCAUACCGUGCAAAUUCUCAGAAACGAUGAGGUUUGUAGAAAUCCUUCGGUGUUCUGAAACACUAAAGGACUUGGAGAACAUAUAUAUCUUCAAAAACGAUGAUAAGUUUCUCGCUGAAUGUCAGCCAGAAUGCUUGGUCAAGGACUCUAAAUUCGAAAAGAAUUUCAAUUCUGAAAAAGGUGAAAAGAUGUUUUCUGAAAAUGACCCGAUUUGUCCAAGUGCUGUGUCAAACAAAUACUGUUCAGAGGACUCAGGCUCUUGUGUCGUUCAGGUUAAUGUCAUUAAAUCUGCUGACUCUUCUGGAUACCUUAUUUCCAAAUCCCACCAUAAACAGAAGAAAAGGAUGAAAAAAUUACAAAUCCUCUUCAGAAAACAACCUGAUAAGACACCUACUCAGGGUUACCUAAUAGACAAUGGCCAAGUUAAGUCAGAUUUAGAAGAUCUAUCAUACGGUUGGUUUAGAGAAGCUCAUGGAGAGUUUUGUCAUUCAAAUGAUAAUCCAUUAUAUGGUGGUGGAAUUAGAUUUCCACCUCCAAAAGAGUCUUUGGACUGUCUUCAAAAAGAGAAAUGUUCCGGGAACUACUGGUCGAUAGAACUACCCGAGGAUGGAGAAUAUAAGCUUGAGGUUAUUUUAGGAUCAGUUUGCAAGUCAAAUAACGAUUCCGAAGCAUACUUGGAGGUUAACGGAACUCCCCUUCUAACAGGGGAAGGAUUUAAAAGCGACACAUUUUACACAAUAGUCAAAAAUGUCAAGGUUAAAAAUAAGAGAAUCAAGUUGACUUCGACUUGUAAGACUGAUAAUUGUCCGGAAACUGGAACUGUUUUACAGAUGGUUUCUGUUGAGCAGCUGUAG